AUGUUUUCUGACCAACCCAGAAAGUUUUAUGCAGUUGUUGUCAGUCAACGUGUAGGCAUACACCGUACGAAGGAUUCCGCCCUUAGCUCACUUGGUGGUUCCACCUUUCCGUGCUGGAAAGAACUGCCAACAUUUUGGGAUGCACUAGCCUUCAUGAUUGUCAAGGGCAUCGAGGAGCUUCUAUUGGAUAUUCCUAUUCCCAAGUAUAAAGGUAGCCACGUCCAUUUGAUUGCGACAGACUCGUCAGAUUCGGAAUCGGGUGUGGACAACACUGUACCGGCUACGCUUCCUGUUGCAUCAAGCACGAGUGAGGAUACUCCCACUCCUGGCAUUCCUAUUACAUCAACUGCAAAUGAGAAGAACAUGGCGUUCAUGACAGGUAGUGACCCAAGCGUGACGUGGGGGAGCGGUGUCGCACCCUCCCCUAUCAUUUACACCCACGUGCGCACCCUGCGUGGUGUCAUCGAGAGUCGCUUCUAUCACUCAGAAUGGGUUUCCCCUCCUGCCGUCGCUGCUGACGUUCUGGGUGUCCACGCAGUCAAGUAUUUGGAAACUCAUGGUUAUGUUCAGUCUGCCAUUGCAACUAUUGUGGAGAUCUAUUGUACCUCACACAGUGAGCAGGACUUCGCACUCGGACUCACGCGGCUUGGCCUCCCUCUUGCAGAGGGCUUCUUCUUGUGGUACUUGUUUAAUCUGUAGCCUGCAAUUCCAAGCUUACCAUACUUUUUGUACGAACAUCUCGCACGUGUACUGCCAAUCUGUGGUACUUUUUUUUACGAAACUUUCUGAAAUACGACUGUUGGAUUGUACUGCC
Pisolithus orientalis is the source of this 814-nucleotide messenger RNA. RefSeq lists its product as uncharacterized. The transcript has 3 exons. Lineage: Eukaryota; Fungi; Basidiomycota; Agaricomycetes; Boletales; Pisolithaceae. The coding region runs from base 1 to 699 and encodes 232 amino acids. The record is from RefSeq and is a predicted model, not a curated record.